Plasmodium vivax (malaria parasite P. vivax) is the source of this 948-nucleotide messenger RNA. RefSeq lists its product as hypothetical. NCBI's taxonomy places the organism in Eukaryota, Apicomplexa, Aconoidasida, Haemosporida, Plasmodiidae. The coding region runs from base 153 to 650 and encodes 165 amino acids. The record is from RefSeq and is a predicted model, not a curated record. The transcript has a single exon.
GCGUAAAUAUAUCUGGCCAUGUAGAAAUGCAUGUACAUGCUCGUGUUGCCACCUCCCCCAAGUCUUAACCGCUUACCAUCACGAAGAGUUAACUUUUGCAGGCCGUGUGGAAAUCACCUCCCCCCUCAUCCGUAUUUGUUACCCUCCCCAAAAUGAGAAGGAUACGAACUGGCGCAGGACCCACGCCGCUACCUCGGUUACCUCCCCUACCGCUUCUGCUGCUCCUCCUGCUGGUGCUACUAACUGCAGGAGGGGUGGCAAAAUGUGAAGAGCCUAACGAGGGAGCGAACCAAGUAGCUGCCAGCAACACAACGGAGGAACGCAUCAGGGAUGUCCUAAACUCGGUUAGCGUCGGUCAGGCCAUCAAACGGGAAAGGAACCUACUGGACGACGUGGCAAAGUAUAUACACUAUUUGAAAGUGCUCAGCUUGGUGGCCCCGCGUGGGAAUGUAGAAGGGGGGCGCCAUGGCCAUGGCGAAAGGGUUGGCCGUGGCGAAAGUGCUGACGAUGGCUUCAUCAACGUGGAUGCUACUGCGAAAGGUGCCAUGGAGAAGCGAAGAGUUAACAUUAGGUACUUCUCCCAGGGGAACAAUUAUAAAAAUAAUGUAAACGACGUGAGGAGGGAAGUCAACAGGGUGUUAUUUACUUAAAAGGGGGAUUGCGGCGGAGGAAUGCGGCAGAGGAAUGCGGCUUCCCUUGUCCUCCCUUUUACCAGCGCGUCGCUGAAGCAGUGUUAGCAAAAUGUAGCAGGCGCUGUUUGUUAGGCCAACCACUUUGUGCCACCUCCCAAAGCGGGGAAACUGUAUGACACUUUGCCACUUCGCCACUUUGUCCCUUUUUUUCUUCCUCCCUUUUUUUUAAACAAAAUGAACUUUAAUGAACUUGCCCCGAAUGGGACUUGCCUUCCUAAGAAGCGUUGAAGAGGGGCUAGCUUAGCUGCCCAAUGUC